Kockovaella imperatae is the source of this 2685-nucleotide messenger RNA. Its product is annotated as adaptin N terminal region-domain-containing protein. Gene Ontology annotation, biological process: intracellular protein transport; vesicle-mediated transport. Bases 236 to 2647 code for a protein of 803 amino acids. The transcript has 10 exons. Lineage: Eukaryota; Fungi; Basidiomycota; Tremellomycetes; Tremellales; Cuniculitremaceae. The record is from RefSeq and is a predicted model, not a curated record. Gene Ontology annotation, cellular component: AP-3 adaptor complex; membrane coat.
GAUGUCCGUCGCGACCUGUGCCAUGAUGUUUGCUACCUCCUUAUGGUCCAAAGCAAGAGUGCAAGAACAGUCAGAGUGACAAAUGAGAAGCGAAUUUGGGUAUUUCGUGGUCUAGCCAUAUUUCUUUCGGAUCCGAGAAUUCAAGCUGGACGAUGAUUAGACGUCACGGGCGUCUUCAACCGGCACCUCAGUCGUUGAAAGUGCUCAUCUGGAGCCUGAGGUCGCUGGAAGCAAGAUGGCGGCCCUAUCCAGGCUUCAAGCCCGGAUAAAGGAGAAUUUUCACGAGACGACCCGUGAUAUCUCCCUCCUCACAACUGGAUCCACGUCGUCCUCCGCCAAGUACUUUGAUACAGCUACGUCUGAUGAGAAGAUCAAAGAGAUCUCCAAGCUGUUGGAUAGCCGGAUCGAACAAGAGAAGCUGGAGGGUAUGAAGAGGAUCAUUGCAGGAAUGAGCAAAGGCAGAGACAUGGAGAGCUUCUUUGCUGUUGUGGUGAAGAAUGUGGGGUCGACAAGUAUAGAGAUCAAGAAGUUGGUCUACAUCUACCUCUUGAGAUUUGCAUCGACCAAUUCGGAUCUCUUGCUCUUAUCGAUCAAUACGUUUCAGAAGGAUCUCUCAGACUCGUCACCAUUGAUCAGGUCCAUGUCAUUGCGUGUCUUGACGUCCAUUCGUGUUCCGGUCAUUCAAGGUAUCGUCAUGCUCGGUUUGAAAAAGUUAGUCAAUGAUCGAAAUCCCUGGGUCCGAAAGACAGUCGCAGGCGGUCUAGCGAAAGUUUACAGCAUCGAUCCGAGCUCUCUAAAUCAACUCAUUCCUCUCCUUCAAUCUCUCCUGUCUUCUCACUCUCCCCUGACUCUCGGUGCCACGCUCAAUGCCUUUCUGGUAAUAUGUCCUGAUCAACUGGAUCUCUUACAUCCUUAUUAUCGGCAUAUAUGCCGUCUCCUGGUUGACGCCGAUGAAUGGGGACAGGUGGUGGCUUUACAACUUCUGACACGAUACGCGAGAACCAUGUUGGAGAAGCCAGAGGGAGCGGGCUCGACUCCUCCACCUCGAGCUCAAUCCUCCACAAAAGCCGACCCGAAGCAGGACGAGAGCGACGAUGAGUUUGCAGGCAUCGACUUGGACCUUGCUAUGCUCCUACACUGUUCGAAGCCAUUAUUCCAGUCCCGAAAUCCCGCCGUCGUCCUAGGUACAGCUAUCAUGUACUAUCAUCUCGCACCUUCCGGCCACGCGUCAAUCGGGCAAGAGAACCUCGUUUCACCACUACUCAAACUCGCCUCGACUGCAGAGGAUGAAUCGGCUUUGAUGGCCUGGCAGGUCAUUGGCGCUAUAGUGGAGGAGCGACCGUGGCUAUUUGCCGAUCGGUUCAGCUCAUUCUUCCUGCAUUCAUCCGAGUCGAGCCAAGUGCAGAUCGCCAAAUUGAAAGCAUUGGCGACUCUAGUCUCUGCUACAAACGUCAAGGCCUUUUUGAGGGAAUGCAAGCAAUACACCCGGUUCCCAAACGACCAAGUCGCUGAAGAGGCUGUCCGUGCGAUCGGUCACGGCAUCCAAACACAACAAGAAGCUAAGACAGCAGGACUGAACCUUCUCAUGAAGCUGUUGAAGUCACCACGAGACGCCCUUGUCGCACAGGCCGUCAUUGCUCUGAAAUCCGUCAUUCUAGCCUUGCCCGCCAGUACAUUUUCCACAGAAACAGGCACCAAUCCUCGGCGACUCGUAGCGCGUCUGGCCAAAGGACUUGAUGCGAUCACUCACGCUCGAGCGCGUGCCAGCGUUUUCUGGCUCGUUGGUCAAUUUGCAGCUUCUGAGGAGACUGCAGAGGGCGGUCUUGGCUGGGACGGUGUAGCACCUUGGGUACCGGACGUACUACGUAAAGGGGUCAAGGGCUUUACCGAAGAAUCUGAAAUUGUCAAAUUGCAAAUCCUAACGCUCGCCGCCAAAGUCCUCGCUCUCUGCCCCUCGACGGCAAAGUUGCAGCUAUUGAGUCAAUACCUCUUCAUGCUGGCUCGCUACGACGCAAGCUAUGAUGUCCGAGAUCGCUCGAGAUUUCUGCAUGCUUUGCUUCGUGGUGUGAGGGCGGAACAAAAGUCUUUGAAGGCGGAAUCGAGCACCGAUGAAUCAGAAGAGGACGAGGAUGAUGACCUUGGCGGUGUCAUCUUGCGUCGAGAGCAGGUCAGGUUGGUCUUAUUGGACAGACCGAAUACUGCAAAGGAGGUAUCUGCCGCGGGCACGAGCGAAUAUGAAGUCGGGUCCAUGUCCCGUAUCAUCCACAAGAAGCUCUCCGGCUAUGAGCCUGUACCAGAGUGGACGGACGAUCCGACUGAUUAUUCUCUCCGGGAAUCGCAAGUUGAACACAACAAACCUGUACCAUCUAGCUUUGCGAAUCACCCACCUACACCCGUACAGCCCGCUGCGAAUCACAAGGAGGUGUCUGGUGGGGCUCAGCCUCCACCUGUACCUAUCCCUCAACAUCUCUCUUCAUCCUUUGCCUCUAUCACGCGAUCAAGCACGAAUUCUUCGCCGUCUGGGUCACUCCCGAUGCAUACGAGUACUCGAGGUGCAAAAUUCAAGGAUCUAGACAAGUUCCUCGAUAGUGAGAGUGAGACGGAGGAGGACGAAGACGAGGACAAUGAUAGUGAGGAUGAUAGGUGAGGCAAAACUUGAGAAACGCAUCGCGUUCGAUAGGCUGA